AUGCCUUCAACCAUCAAAAACUUACUCCCGCCGCCGGUGGAUUCCUUGUCAUUGGAACAAAUUAGUCGACCAGCCUGCCCCCAAUCGGACUUUCAGAACGAUAUCCUAGUAGUACUGCGGGUGGAUGUAACUGAAAUUCACGAGAAGUUACCGAUUCACUUCGAAACAGUUCUUCGCUGUGUCCCUGACUACGUUAUAUACUCAGAUGCGGAGGAAACUAUAGGCGACCAUCAUAUCUACGAUUUUCUGGGCCAGGCCAAUGAAACCUUGAGGAACGCUAUUUCCGAAUUCGAAUUAUAUAACCAGCUUCAUAUAAGCAUGAGAGAAGAGCAAGAAUGCCAAAAAAGACGACUUGGUAGUACUCCACAGCCCCCAAACAAAAGACUUCAACAAUGGAAGCUUCUGCCGAUAGCCGACCGAGCAUUAAAAUAUAGACCGCAAGCAAGAUGGUUUGUUUUUCUUGAGGCGGACACAUACAUGGUAUGGCCGAACGUCCUAGAAUAUCUUGCUAAAUUCAAUGCUGAACAGCCGUACUAUCUUGGAGGCGGUAUGAAUAUUAGUGAUGUCUUGUUUCCUCCUAAAGGGCUGGGAUUCGCGCUCAGUAAUCCAGCUAUAAAGAAGGUGGCUGAAUACUGGAAGGAGUACCAGAACGAAUGGCGUCAAAGUUCAAACGAACGUUGGGUAGGGGAUAUAACACUAGAGCAUGCGCUUGGGGGCAUAGAGAAAGACCUAAUCCGGACCUUUCCAUACCUACAAGUCAACGGCCUGACUACCCUUGACUGGGCUGUUUUGGGGUCCGAAAAACGGUUCCAGUGCCCUGCGCCGCUAAUUUUCCACCACAUGACAGAAGAAGAGUUUACUACCAUGUGGAAGUUCGAACAGGAACGUUUACAUCGAAAUUGGGGCAAGGGCUUCCUCACUUUUCGCGAUAUAUUCAAACGCUUAAUAUACCACCAGAUCAAAACUAAGCGGGCUAGGUGGGACAACAUGUCAGUUGGGAUUGAGUACAGUGAUAAGACAUUAGGAAGGCUUUCGAACCGCGAAAAAGAUCGACUCUCGCCGGCUGAGCAAGAAGCUCCGUUAUCAUUCGAGAAAUGUCGGGCUGCAUGUGAAAGCAAGCCUACAUGUAUUCAAUUCUCUUAUACCCAAGGGAGCUGCUUGACUUCUGGCGAGUUGCGAUUAGGACAUACGGUAGAUUCGAAAUGCGCAAAUUCCUCAAGGGUACCUGAAAACUGCGUUGAACAAAGGCCAAUACAAGACAACGAGGAUAUAUAUUCUAAGGACAAGAUACCUAUACAAUCAGGUUGGAUUAUGAAAAGAGUUUCAUCGUACUACCAGAACCUGGAUUGGUCGUGCGAUAAUAGGAGGAAACCACUAUACCACACAAAAAUAGAAGCCGAUAUAUAGGUGAUGAAAUAUAUUUCCAGCGCCGGGGAACAUAUUAAAUAAGUAGCA
This is a messenger RNA of Daldinia vernicosa, 1455 nucleotides long. RefSeq lists its product as uncharacterized. The record is from RefSeq and is a predicted model, not a curated record. The coding region runs from base 1 to 1407 and encodes 468 amino acids. The transcript has 2 exons. NCBI's taxonomy places the organism in Eukaryota, Fungi, Ascomycota, Sordariomycetes, Xylariales, Hypoxylaceae.